This is a messenger RNA of Naegleria gruberi, 2763 nucleotides long. RefSeq lists its product as uncharacterized. Gene Ontology annotation, molecular function: 3'-5' DNA helicase activity; four-way junction helicase activity; hydrolase activity. Bases 1 to 2763 code for a protein of 920 amino acids. Gene Ontology annotation, biological process: replication fork reversal; interstrand cross-link repair; double-strand break repair via synthesis-dependent strand annealing. The record is from RefSeq and is a predicted model, not a curated record. The transcript is spliced from 9 exons. Lineage: Eukaryota; Heterolobosea; Eutetramitea; Acrasida; Naegleriidae.
AUGUCUUCCAAGUCGAACAGUAAUAAUAACAAACGAUCGUUAUUAUUGAAAACGACAAGUGCUUCCUCAAAUAAUCAGGAUGCAAUUAAUUCUGGAGACAGUAAUAAUGUAAAUAGUAACAACAGUGGAAAUCAAAAUAAUCAGUCUUCAUCAUCGAAGGACUCGAUCGGUUUGAGAUUGUAUCAUAGAUCACUGAAUUUAAGACCUGUACUCUCUAAAGGAAUCACCAAUGUACAAACAACAAUUUCCGAUCACUUUCCAAGUAAACAAUCAACUUCGACUGUAGGAAUUAAUAUUGAUGAUAUUAAUCUUGAUGAUGAUGAAUUGGAAUUGAUUUUGGAAAAACAUGAGAAUGAAAAGAAAGAAAAGCUAAAAGAAUUGAAAUAUAAUACUAAAAGCUUUCCUCAAAUUGAUUUGGAAGCAGCAAAAACUUGGAUUUAUCCAACCAACUAUACAGAGAGAAAGUAUCAGUUCAAAAUUUGUGAGAAGGUUCUUCUAACUAAUACACUCGUAUGUUUACCAACAGGUUUGGGUAAAACAUUCAUUGCCAGUGUUGUAAUGUACAAUUAUUAUAGAUGGUUUCCAAUUGGUAAGAUUAUCUUCUUGGCUCAUACAAUAUCACUAGUAGAUCAGCAAAUGAAUGCUUGUUACAAUAUUAUGGGUAUUCCAGAAGAGGAAACAGUUGUAUUGACUGGUAGAAUUUCUCCUGACGAGCGUGUAGAUUUGUGGAAAACUAAACGAGUAUUCUUUUGUACUCCAGAGUGUGUGGAGAAGGAUUUAGAAACAGGAUCUUGUCCAGCAAGACAAGUAGUUCUUGUAGUUUUUGAUGAAGCUCACAAGGCAAGUGGUAAUCAUGCUUAUUGUGUGGUUACAAAAUUAAUUGGAAAGAAGAAUGAUCAUUGGAGAGUAUUGGGAUUGUCAGCCACUCCAGGAAAAACUCAUGCCGAUAUUCAAAAGGUGAUAACAAAUUUGAGAAUUUCUCAUGUAGAGGUUAGAGAUGAAUCAGACAAGGAUGUAGCAGAAUAUUUACAUGAAAAAGAAACUAAGACGAUAAUUUGUAAUCGUGAUAGAGAUUCUGUGAUAAUAGAUAAUUUGUUCUAUAAAUUAGUGGGACCAUUUGUGGAAAGAUUGAUUCAAGCUGGUGCAGUUUAUAAUUGUGACCCAUCUUCUUUAUCUAAGAAUGCAUUACACGUAGCUAUGACAAAAUUUUUAAAGAGUAAAAAAAAGGAUGCUUACAAAUAUAUGGGUGAUUUUCAAGUAUUGAUAGCUCUGUAUACAGGUCUGUUUUAUUUACACACCCAAGAUAUGACCCUAUUUGUUGAUUCGCUGCAAAAUAUAACAACUGAAACAACAGACAAAAAGAAGAAACAAUACCUUCUUAGUAGAAAUCAAAUAAUCAAACAACCAAUUUUCAAAACCAUCCUUCAAGCAUGUGAGAAGAUUAUUAGUCAGGGAUAUGUGCAUCCUAAACUCAAAAAAAUGGAACAAGUCAUAUUGGAACAUUUCCAAAAAGCAUCUCAAGAAACUAAAGUAGUGGUAUUUGCACUUUUCCGAAAAACUGUCGAUAUUAUUGUGGAAAUUCUUUCAAAACAUGAAAUUCUGAAAGUUUCUCCAUUUAUUGGACAAGGCAAAGGAAGGGCCCAGAAAGGAUUUAACCAAAAGAAGCAAAAAUCUAUUAUUCACGAUUUUAGAGAUGGUAUUUUUAACGUACUGGUAUCAACACCAAUCGGUGAAGAGGGUUUAGAUAUUGGAGAAAUUGAUUUGAUUGUUUUAUAUGAUUCUGCUUCAAGUCCAACAAGACUCAUUCAGAGAGUUGGUAGAACUGGUAGAAAGAGAAAAGGUAACAUUGUUGCUCUUCUUUCUGAGGGUAGAGAACGACAUGCUUAUGAAGAAUCCAUUAAGCAGAAAAAAGUUCUUAUUGAUGCAUUGAAGGAAAUACCAUAUCAUAAUGACGUGAAGUUCUUUGAGAAAAAUAUGAGAAUGGUUCCUAAUCAAAUUAUUCCUCAAGUUGUCAGAGAAAAGAUAAUUGUCCAAUCACCAAAGAUUCAGGGAUUAAAACUUAAAAAGAGGAGAAUAAUAGACAGUGACGAUGAGGAUGAGGAAGUUGUGUUAUCUGAUAAGGAUGAACAAGAGGAGGAAGAAACUCAGCAAAUAGUUAAUAUUGAAGAGGAAAUUGAAAUAGUAGAGGACGAUUUUGUGCCUCUUGGAGGAGAGGAUAUUUACGAGCCAAUUGCUGAUUAUUCUGCUGUUGAUAAUACUCCAGAUCAUUAUCAAACUACAUCCUCCUCUGGUAUGAGUAAUACUAAGAGGUAUACUGAAACAGAUAACUUUGAUAUCACCAAAUACAGAAGUGAAAUGAAAGAAAAGAGCAAGGAUGCUUUCAAAACAAAUGGGCAUAUGGAUUUGGAUAAGAUUUUGAAAUUGUCAACCAAUAAUGAAGUAAGCUCCACAAGAAGAAUCGAUAGCUUACCGUCUCUCAUAUUUUCAGAUGUUCCACCACCAAAAUGGGCCUCCUCCUCAAAUACUCCAAACGAUUUAGAAGAUGAUGAUAUCAUUAUUGAUUUUUCACUAGAUGACCUCCAAAGCUCUUCAUCUCCUCCAAACAAAUCUAUUCCACCAAACUUUGGAAGAAUGAAUUGGAAAUAUCAAGCUGGUGUUUGGGGUGUUGCUAUUGUUGGUUUUGCACUCUCUGUUCAAUAUUCGAGAAGUAAAGAAGUGAAAAAGAUCAAGAUUGAUUUAGAGGAAAGUAAACCAAAGCAAUAA